Molecule: messenger RNA, 1545 nt
Organism: Fraxinus pennsylvanica
Lineage: Eukaryota; Viridiplantae; Streptophyta; Magnoliopsida; Lamiales; Oleaceae
Source: the annotation of a GenBank genome assembly
AUGGAGUUCCAUUUUCUGAUAAAAGCGUUCUUUUCUGGCGCAUUGGUUGGUGUUUUGGGACUGUUUUUCCAUCUGUAUAAUACCCUGGUCGCGAAGCCGGAGAGGCUGCGUUCCGCCCUUAAAAGGCAAGGAGUGAGCGGCCCGCGUCCGACUCUUCUUCUUGGAAACAUUUUGGAGAUAAAAAAGGCAAGAGAUUCUGCAGCAAAGGCUUCUACCAAUGGCGCUCCAGCCUCGCACAACUGUGGGGGUACUCUUCUUCCUUUUUUUGACAAAUGGAGGCAGCAAUACGGCGACGUGUUUAUGUUUUCGCUUGGGAAUGCACAAAUAGUGCAUGUGACUCAACCGGACAUGGUGAGGGAGAUUACUACUUGUACAUCUUUGGAUUUGGGGAAGCCAACAUAUCAAGCAAAAGAGAGGGGUUCAUUGCUAGGCCAAGGCAUUCUCACUUCUAAUGGCACCAUUUGGGCUCAUCAGAGGAAGAUUCUUGCUCCUGAAUUAUACAUGGAAAAGGUCAAGGGCAUGAUAACUUUGGUUCAAGAGUCGACGAUCACAUUAUUGAACUCUUGGAACAAUAUAGUUGAGGAGGAGGGUGGCCUGGCGGACAUCAAUAUUGAUAAGCACAUGAGAAGAUUUUCCGGAGAUGUAAUAUCCAGAGCUUGUUUUGGGAGCAACUAUUCCGAAGGAGAGGAAAUUUUCUUGAGGCUUAGGGCCCUCCAAGAAGCUGCAUCAAAGAAACUUUUGGCUGUAGGAAUACCAGGCAUGAGGCAUCUUCCUAUAAAGAGCAAUAGGGAAGCAUGGGCAUUGGAGAAAGAGGUCAAGACAUUGAUAUUGAAUGUAGUGAAGGAAAGAAAAGAAGUUGGAUAUGAGAGAGAUUUAUUGCAAAUGGUUCUUGAAGGGGCAAAAAACAGUGAUUUAAGCCAAGAUUCAAUUGAUCGUUUCAUUGUUGACAAUUGCAAAAACAUUUACUUGGCUGGGUACGAGACCACGGCAGUUUCUGCUUCAUGGUGCCUCAUGCUAUUGGCUUCUCAUCCGCAUUGGCAAGAUCGGAUUCGUGCUGAGGUUCAAGAAAUCUGCAAGGGCCGAAAUCCCGAUGCUGAUAUGAUUCGGAAAAUGAAACAGUUAACCAUGGCAAUCAACGAGUCCUUACGCCUCUACCCUCCUGUGGCUGUCGUAUCAAGGGAGGCCUUAACCGACAUGAAAUUCGGAGACCUUAACAUCCCCAAAGGUGUUAAUCUAUGGACAAUGGUGACAACAUUACACACUGAUCCGGACAAUUGGGGACCUGAUUCCUACCAAUUCAAUCCAGAAAGGUUUGCAAAUGGACUUACUGGAGCUUGCAAAUUUCCGCACUUGUACAUGCCAUUUGGGGUUGGACCAAGGGUGUGUCUAGGCCAGAAUUUAGCCUUGGUUGAACUCAAAAUACUUAUAUCUCUAAUUUUGUCUAAAUUUUCAUUCACUUUGUCCCCUAAAUACAUUCAUUCACCAGCACUCAAUUUGGUUAUUGAGCCUGGCCAUGGAGUUAAUCUGUUGGUGCAGAAGUUGUGA